Saitoella complicata NRRL Y-17804 is the source of this 2356-nucleotide messenger RNA. RefSeq lists its product as uncharacterized. The coding region runs from base 232 to 2181 and encodes 649 amino acids. NCBI's taxonomy places the organism in Eukaryota, Fungi, Ascomycota, Saitoellomycetes, Saitoellales, Saitoellaceae. The transcript has 4 exons. The record is from RefSeq and is a predicted model, not a curated record.
AACGAAUUGGGAAGUGUUUCGUAGCCUGUACAUGUAGAAGCUUCUGUUAACGUUGUCUAUUAUGCCUAAUCUGGCAUGAACCCUGCCUCGGCCGUGUCCACGUUACUAGCACGUCGCUGAUCUGUUAUGUCUGCUCAGUCUUGAAACGGCAUUUGACGGACCAGGGUUUGCAAUCACUGAGAGUGACGUGUAAGGACAGUCUGGUGCCCUUCGCCUACUCUAUCCGCUUGUAUGGCCGCCAUACUACCGCCGGUUUAUCGUCGAACAUCAUUCCCUCCGUUCAUGCAGCUCACGCCCAUAUCAUCCUCCUCACCUAUCACGGAGGUAAUCUCGAAGCUGCGUGCAUCUCUGCGCCAAGCGAUUGAUUCUUCGUAUGCAUAUGAUCAGCUUCGGACGCCGCCAUUGUCCAGUCAAUUGAUUCGACCCAUACUUAGAUGGCUUACCAAGAGUAAACAUCCCGGGAUCAUCCUGGCGUUGAUAUGGUGUAAAAUGGAGUUCGAUGAUCGGGCUAAUGGCGAGAGAAAUCAUGAUAGCGCUCGAGGAUGGGCAGCAGAACUUCUUGCUAUCCGUUUGUUGAGCAACUAUACGCCUACUGGUCUCAUCAAUAGCCUCACCACUGAGUUUGAUCCUCGUGAUAGCACACCAGCUACUCCUGCUACUCCACCACGUUUGGAUGACCGAGCACCACUUUUAGCUCCGGGUAUGAUACGUUCGACUAGUGACAUAUCUUCCAACAGUGUCAAUGCCCUGGAGCUCGCCAUAUUGGCCCCUGCGAAGCAUUUUCUUGCAAGCUCACGUGUACAAGAAGUCCUGAACGCCGUUUGGAGAGGAGAAGUUGUGUUCUGGACAACCAUGAACGUCGACUCACACAAGAAGGCGGUGUUCUAUAAGCCUCAUAUUCACGGUCGUACGCUAGAGGAGUUGUAUUCCAGACUACGCGUACCCCGGUCUCGUGUACUCUGCGAGACAGUGAACCGCGUCAUCUUCCUAGCUUUGUACCUGUGGGUUCUUGCUGCCACUCCUCCCGAGAUUGGAUGGCUAUGGAAGGAGCUUGUCUUGUUAAUCUGGAUCUGUGGCUAUGUCUUGGAUGAGGUACAGGCGUGGCGUGACAAUGCCGGAUUGUGGUGGGGUGAUCUUUGGUGGGGUGCAGAUGUGGGUCUGUGCACUAUCUGGUUUGCUUGGGCAGGAGUGCGACUUUUCGGGUUGCUCGGUGGGGAAGGGUAUUGGGGAACAGCAACGGUGGCAUGGAAUGUGCUUGGUCUUGCUGCCAUCAUCCUUGUGCCAAGAUGCUUCUCGGUGUUCAGUCUCAUUCCAUAUUUCGGCAUUUUGAUGCCCUGUCUACGCCGUCUGACCUGGGACUUCUUGAAGUUCAUGAUUCUUGUUGCUGUCAUUUACGUCGGAUUUGUGAUCACUUUCUGUGUUCUGGGCCGUGAGAAUUUUGGCAUACAGCGCAUGUCAUGGAUCCUUAUACGCAUCUUCUUCGGAUCCAGCUACGUUGGGUUUGAUGAAAUGUACAACAUCAACCCUGUUUUUGGUCCAACGCUGAUGGUCAUAUUCGUGACGGUCACACAAAUCUUACUGGUCACGAUUCUCAUUGCCAUCCUCUCUAACUCCUUCUCCACGGUCAUGAACAACGCCCGCGAAGAAUACCUGUUCCUCUUCGCAGCCACAUGCAUCGAAUCAACCAUAUCGGAUCACCUUGUCGUGUUUUUUCCGCCGUUCAACAUCUUGACAAUUAUUCUUCUGCGGCCGUUCCGCCUGUUCUUGUCACAUUCCUCCCCAAGUCUGCGGAGGAUGAAGCUUUGGCUGCUUUUCAUUACACAUUCUGCGUUUGUGCUCUUGGUUGCAAUGUGGGAGUCACUGGAACGUCGCCUGCCAAACAGGAGCGCCAACCGCCCGGGCUUGAGCAAGGCUAGAACGAUGACCGUUGAGGAACUUCUUCGCAGUGGUGAUGGAGGUACGCCAUUCAGGGGCGGUGCGGGAGGUAUAGGUUUUGGUAUUGGUCUGCGGGGUUCUCGACCUCUCCGGAGUGGUACUGCCUCUGAAGACGAGACAGAGGAUGAGACUCAAUAUCAGGAUGGAGGUAUAGGCGAGUUGCGAGAGAGAAUCGGCAGGGUGGAAAGUGAGUUGAGACUACUUAGAGAGGAGCUUAUGGAAGCUGUAGGAAAGAGGGUUGACUAAGGGUACUCUGUAUGGGGGAAGAGGUGGUAAUUGUGGGUGUGCGCUCGAGUUCUGGGAAGAGAGGCUCGUGGUCAUGUUUCUGCUCAUUUAUAUCGAUUUACCCUAAAUACCUAUAGGUAACAUGUUUUUUGUUCGGUUCCACCAUUGUUCGCACUUUGUGAUUUGUCGCACGGUC